Molecule: messenger RNA, 1048 nt
Organism: Botrytis cinerea B05.10
Lineage: Eukaryota; Fungi; Ascomycota; Leotiomycetes; Helotiales; Sclerotiniaceae
Exons: 2
Coding region: 171-479 (102 amino acids)
Molecular function (GO): oxidoreductase activity
Source: RefSeq, a predicted model, not a curated record
GAUUAUAAACUAGUCAUGUUGCCAGCAACCCCUCUUCUUUUUUUCUUUCCUCAACCUCUCCUCUUUCAACGACAACAACAACAAAUUGACAACUAGUGGAUUGACAUCUGAUCUCAUAACUCGAAUUUUACUUCUGUUUCAAUCUCAAAGCAAUCAAGCAAACCGCCAAAAUGUCCUUAAUCGUCACCGUCAUGUACCCUAAGACCGAAACCUCGACUUUCGACAUGGAUUACUAUAUGAAGACACACAUGCCGCUCGUUCAGGAGAAAUGGGGUUCUCACGGACUGAAGAAUUGGACCGUUACAAAGUUGGAUGAGAGCGGAGGAUACUCUGUGCAAGCACUCCUAUGGUUCGAGAGCAAGGAGGCAUGGGCUAAGGCCGGAGCGGCGGAAGGACCAACUAUCAUGGGUGAUGUUCCCAAUUUUAGCUCUGAGCAGCCUUUGCUCGUUUUUGGAGGAGAGGUUGAGAGAGUUGUUUAAGGUCGUGGCUGCAGAAUUUGGGCUGCGAUUUCUGUGAAGUGCUUCGUGGUUAAAUGAUUUUAGCGUCGUACGAAAUUUAGUUGUAAAGGCAAUGCCAUUCUGAGAUAGUACGCAUGUUCUUAUAUCUGCAUCGGUAAAUCGAGUAUGCAAUGAGUCAAUGAUUUUAGUAUCUUAGUGAUUGGCUCUCCCAUUUCUUUAUAUCUCUUCUCAAGCGAAGAAAGAACAAAGAAGCUUUCCCAGUCUGCGAGUUUAGUCUUCAAAUUCCCAAGGGUUGUGUACAUGAGGAAAGCUCCUUUUGUAGGGUUAUAUGUUAUAUCUUUCUCUAGCUGGUCUAUAUGGGAUAGAAAACUGGAAAAACGUGCUUCGGGAUCUUUGGUGAAAGCAGGUGGUCCUUUGUACUUAUACAAUGCAAACCACAAUGAUCACUGGACCAUUUGUCUCUGCUAUAAAGUGAACUCUUUCAUCAAUCCCAUCCAUGGUUUCUCCCGCGCGCGAUCGGGGUCUUUUCUCAUCUUCCGCGAUUCUUCUGUUUGAAAAUAACAAUCUGUACAUCGUUUAUGGGUAAGCCA